CCGCGUAAGCUGUUCGAGAAUUCUCUCAUCUUCUCCCCUCUAAUAAAAUUGUUCUUCCAAGUUCCUACUUCGCAUUUCUUCUUUUCUGGUUGGUAAUAACAGUCAAAACACAAGUCCACCGUUCUGUACUUUUCUGCUUUGCGCUUCUAAUCGUUUCCAAUUCGUCAUUACACAGACACAGUUAGGUUAGUUAGUUAGUUAGAUAGUUGGUUAAUCUUAUGAACACAAUCCGAUCCCGUUGGUUGUCGAGAAUGGCAGAAGAUAUUGGCAAAAACAACAACCUCGAAUCCUCUGCCGCAACACGACGUCGUUUUUGGCCUUCUGUUCUGCGUUGGAUCCCCACUUCCACGGAUCACAUCAUCAACGCCGAGAAGCGCCUUCUUUCUCUUGUCAAGACUCCGUUUGUUCAAGAACAGGUUAAUAUAGGGUCCGGUCCACCGGAAUCCAGAGUUAGAUGGUUCCGUUCAUCGAGCAAUGAGCCACGCUUUAUUAACACUGUUACGUUUGAGAGUAAAGAUGAUGAUUCUCCUACGCUGGUAAUGGUUCAUGGAUAUGCAGCGGCACAGGGUUUCUUUUUUCGCAAUUUUGAUGCUCUCGCAAGUCGUUUCAGAGUCAUUGCUAUUGAUCAACUUGGUUGGGGUGGAUCUAGCAGGCCUGAUUUUACAUGCAAAAGCACUGAAGAAACUGAGGCAUGGUUCAUUGAUUCUCUUGAGGAAUGGAGGAAGGCCAAAAACCUGAGCAAUUUUAUACUACUUGGGCAUUCUUUUGGUGGUUAUGUUGCUUCCAAAUAUGCGCUUAAGCACCCUGAGCAUGUACAGCACUUGAUUCUGGUGGGAUCUGCUGGAUUUUCUCCGGAAUCAGAGAGGAUUACAAAGUUCUUAUCAACAUGGAAAGGUUCGAUUCUGAACCGUAUAUGGGAAUCUAAUUUUACACCACAGAAAGUUAUAAGAGGUCUAGGUCCUUUGGGUCCUGAUAUAGUCCACAGGUAUACAAGUGCUAGGUUUGUUACACUUACAACUGGGGAAAGGCUGACAGAAUCUGAAUCGAGAUUACUGACAGAUUAUGUUUACCAUACUUUAGCAGCCAAAGCUAGUGGCGAGCUGUGCUUAAAACAUAUUUUUUCAUUUGGAGCAUUGGCGAGGUUGCCCCUUCUUCACAGUUCCUCACAGUGGAAGGUGCCCACCACUUUCAUAUAUGGUUUCCAAGACUGGAUGAAUUAUGAAGGGGCCCAAGAAGCUCGCAAGCAUAUGAAGGUUCCAUGUGAAAUUAUUAGGGUUCCGCAGGCCGGGCACUUUGUGUUCAUUGACAACCCAACUGGCUUCCAUUCAGCUGUGUUUUAUGCUUGUCGAAGAUUUCUUAGGCCUGAUCCCGACACUGAAUCCCUUCCUGAAGGGCUGACCUCUGCAUAGAAAAUAAUUUUGUGCAGUGCUGUCUAUAUAUAUAUAUUUUUUCAAAAAAUUACAAAUUAAAUUCCAUAAUUUAAUCAAGCUUUGUUCUAGUCUUAAUUGAAUAUAUGUUGUCGGAGCAAUUCAAAGAAAAACAAUGUGUAAUAUAAGUUUGAUAACUGAAACAUGUGCUGAAUAAACCUGUUAUUAGGUUAUUUAUUUUUGUAACAUCAAUGAAAAUUUAGG
Gastrolobium bilobum is the source of this 1631-nucleotide messenger RNA. Its product is annotated as probable 1-acylglycerol-3-phosphate O-acyltransferase. Gene Ontology annotation, molecular function: A2-type glycerophospholipase activity. The record is from RefSeq and is a predicted model, not a curated record. NCBI's taxonomy places the organism in Eukaryota, Viridiplantae, Streptophyta, Magnoliopsida, Fabales, Fabaceae. The transcript is spliced from 9 exons. Bases 219 to 1409 code for a protein of 396 amino acids.